UGCUUGAGAAUAUCAUUGGAAUUUGGUCUUUUCUGAUGGUGAUGCGGGUCGGUCAUUGUGGAUAUGAUGUCAGUCGGCCGUGGACAGACUCCAGACAUUUUUCGGAUCAUUGAACAUUUCAGUGCCCGGUUUCGAACCAUUUGACUUGGAGGGUGAGAUGAAAGAAGCUCGCCCCGUUUCUUGAGAGGAAUCCACCGAUGAUCAUUCUCAUCGCGAAGUGACGUAUGAUGAGCCGAAGGCAAGAUUGUAUUCCAAUGAUUCGGAUUUCCGUGAAAUGUUCCAUCCGCAUGCCAGCGAGCAUGAUGACCAUCAUGGUAUGCUUGAACUUCAUGCCUGAAUCCGAGGCAGAUCGCCACCAAGAAUUGGAUAAGCUCAAACCUCCUUGUCCACAUCGAGUGAUCGACACGGAGGGCCGCCUGAUGAUCGAGAAGCCAAAGACAAGAGACAGGGUCCUUUCAGAGAGGUUAAAACACGCGCCGGAGAAGAAAUGAUUUCAGCAAAUAUAGAGAGAGCAAGAGAUGUGAUGAUUAAUGAAAUUGGAAAGUAAAAGGUCAAGUUGUGCGUGUUGGAUUUUGAUCUUUGGCUAUCAAUGCUCGUUGACCCAAGGCUCCAUGUCAUCUUAAUUGUGAUUCAGCGGCAUUUUAACAUGGGGCAUAGUCU
This is a messenger RNA of Melampsora larici-populina 98AG31, 660 nucleotides long. RefSeq lists its product as uncharacterized. Lineage: Eukaryota; Fungi; Basidiomycota; Pucciniomycetes; Pucciniales; Melampsoraceae. The record is from RefSeq and is a predicted model, not a curated record. The coding region runs from base 303 to 491 and encodes 62 amino acids. The transcript has a single exon.